Molecule: messenger RNA, 4405 nt
Organism: Chiloscyllium plagiosum (whitespotted bambooshark)
Lineage: Eukaryota; Metazoa; Chordata; Chondrichthyes; Orectolobiformes; Hemiscylliidae
Source: RefSeq, a predicted model, not a curated record
CGAACCGCGGUAUCCGAUCAUUGAAGAGUGAUCUAUGGUGUUGGGCGGUGAGAGUAGUGUUGGCAGGUAGCUACCUAAAUGAAGCGGUUAGCUCCCACCCGACAGUGAAGCGUCUUCAAAACUGAACGCAUUCCACCAAACCUGGCCCGAAGCCCCCAGCCCGAGGCUGUCCCGUUCCACAUGGCGGGGAUAGUUGUUCCUUGUAUCCGAAUUCCCAAGACAACUUUGUCUCUGUGCUUUCAAAUUUAAUUCGUCAUUACCAGUUCUAUUACUUUGUUAAUUUUAAAAUUCCUCAUGAACCACAAACAGAUUAUCAUCAUAUAUAUUGACAACUUUAUUCUAAAGAUAUGUUAAUAAAUUUGUAGUAGAAUAAAUUUACUAGAUUUAUUCUUAAAGGAGCAUAAAUCCUCCUUGAGUUCGACCACUAGUGAAAACAUCCCAAGCUAAUUAAGAGCCAGUGUAAGUAUCACGGAACAGGCCACCGUACAUGGAAUUCCUCAUUUUUUUGUAUGCAAUUUCUUUCUUAUGUGACUAGUUUAUUGUAACAGAGGAGACUUUCACCUGAAGAACAAUGUGUGGAACAAUUACAAGAUUUGCAGUUUGGUUCUGCGCCCUUCUGGUCUGUAAUUUGGAUGAAACUCAUGCACAGGCUUCCAGUAAUUCAUCAAUCUUUCCAACAUCACACUACGUUUAUGAAUAUAUAAAUACACCAUUGAAAUGGGAACAUGCAUCCAGAUAUUGUGAGCUACGUUUUGGUAGUCUGCCUGUCCUUAGUAAAGUUGAAGACAAGAAUGCUAUAUUGGACCUGUUAGCUACCCAAGGGGCUAAUCAGCAACUAUGGAUAAAUGGAAAACUGAGUGAGGUAUCAGGAGGGGAAGAUCUAACUGUGAGAAAGAACAGUGUUGACAAAUUCGAGAUCCUGGUAUUCCUGAACAAAACAGAUACUAAACAUGCCAAAAUUCUCAAUGUGCUGCCUCCUUUGUCAGCUGUUACAAUCUGUGCACGUGUUCAAUGGGACAACCAGUCUUCUGACAUUGCCACAGUAUUUUCUUAUGCCAUUCCAGUGUUCAUCAAUGAAUUCCAGCUCCGAGGUCGUAUUGACGAUGCUGGAUUCAUCCAGUUAGCUCUGAUAGUUCAUGGACAUCACACACCCUACAAAUCGGUGCUAAAAAGUGACGGACUGUGGCAUCAUAUUUGUGUAACAUGGCAAAAGGAAAAUGGUGCUUGGUUUAUUUAUGCAGACGGGAUAAAAGUAAGUUCAGGAGAUAACUGCUACAGUUCACAAAUUAUUGGUGGAAAUGGGACAUUUAUUAUUGGUCAAGAUCAAGACUCGCUAGGAGGUACAUUCAAACAAAAUGAGGCCUUUAGUGGCAACAUCACAUUUUUGAACAUUUGGACUCAUGCGUUGGAUGCAAACCAGAUUUCAGCAGUCAGUAUGUGCUCAUUCCCUCAGCAAAAUCUCUUUUACCAGUGGAACUUGACCAGUUUAGAAAUUGAACCCAAUGUUCAAGUUGUGGAACUGCAGUUGAAUUGCACAGGUCUGAAAAUUUCUUCAGGCAAAUGUCAGACGUUUGAUGCUGCCUCUGGAUUUAAAAGCCAAUUUGGUUGUGAGAAUCUACUGCCCUUCUUCUGUCAGUUAACAAAAGAUACAUAUUUGAAGUUAAACGAAUUUCAGUCAGAUUCAAGGAGCUUAUUCAAGACUAAAUCGGAAGCAUUUUCUCACGAUACAAUGGUUAUUGAGUACAUGUCAUUGAGUAAUGCAAAACUUGUACCCAAUAUCUCUGAAGCUGAAACUAUACUGAAGACAGUACAACAGGUUCUGAGCAUAGAAAAUGUCACUUUGCAACCCGCUGACAUGCUACGUGUCAUACGCUUGCUACAAAACAUAGCCAACGUGGAGCCACAUAUAAAUGACACCCAGGAGGCUUUGGAGAAUGUAAGCCGAAGCUUCAUCCACAUAGCCGGUGAGGUUCUUGAUCAGCACAAUGCAGAGAGGUGGACUGAAAUUAAUGAGAUUGUUCAGAGUCCAAUGGCUGUAGUCUAUGGUGUGGACAGAUUGAUGCAAAAUCUGAACAAACUGCUCUCAACUGACCAAGAAAAUAUAAUCAUUAGAAGCAAAAACAUCAAACUUGAAAUCAGGCAAAAGAUACUCACCAAUUUUACAAAUGACAUUGAUGUCUAUAUGAGUGAUAUGAACAACAAGUCAACUGAUCAAAUAGGACUUCCUAAAGAAGCAAUUGAUCGACUCCAACAAAAAGGUUUAACAAGAGCUACGUUUGUGAACACCUGGUAUGGCACCCUUCACUGUUUGCUUGGAAAUGGCACGUUGGACACCAACAGUGUGAUAGAAGCGGUUUCUGAUGAAGGAUUUAAAGGUGCAGGGAUGCAAAUUGCAUCAGCAGUUAUUUCAUCAACUGUGUUUCAAGGGGGUCAGCCCGUCAGCAUGGCUACAAAGUACAGGUUACGACACCGAAUAAAGGCAUUUUCUUCUCUUGCUGUUGAUUCAGUCUGUGUCUUCUGGAAUUUUAGUUUGAGGCCAGAGAAAGGUGGAAGCUGGUCUACAGCUGGCUGCAGAGUCAUCGAAUCCGGGCUUGAAUCAACAGCGUGUUUUUGCAAUCACACGACAAAUUUUGCUUUGCUUUUCCAACUUUACGAAGUGAAGAGGAGCUCUUAUGAAGAAGCUGUCCUUAUGAAUUUAACACUGAUUGGCUGUACUAUAUCUCUCUGUGCAUUGGUGGUCACGCUGGUUUUGUUCUCAGUGGUGGGCGUUCCAAAAUCAGAUCGAACCACAGUGCACAAAAAUCUCAUUUGUGCCCUAGUUGCUGCAGAGGGACUACUUGUUGCAAGUGACUCAGCAAGGACAAACCAGGUGGCAUGUUCUAUUGUAACAGCUAUGCUACAUUUGCUCUUCAUGGCUGCCUUUGCCUGGAUGCUGGUGGAAGGAAUACUUCUCUGGAGUAAGGUCGUCACUGUCAAUAUUAAUGAAGAGAAAAGAAUGAAAUACUACUAUCUGAUUGGUUGGGGAUUCCCAGUUUUUAUUGUGGCCAUCACCCUAGCAACUACUGGUGACAAAUACAUAGCAGACAAUCAUUGUUGGCUGAACAUUCAGAGUGAGAUCAUCUGGGCCUUUGUUGGGCCUGUCCUUUUUACUCUAACAAUCAAUACAUUUGUACUUUUACGUGUGGUAAUGAUCACAAUUACAAGCUCACAACGGCGCUCCAUGAUGUUGGCAUCAGACAGCAGCCUGGCACAACGUGCUUUGUGCCAGAUAUGGACAGCUAUCAAGCCUGUAGUGAUCCUUCUGCCGGUUUUGGGUCUGACCUGGUUUUGUGGGGUUUUGGUCCAUUUCAAUAUUGUUCUUGCAUAUAUCUUUGUUGCGCUUAAUUCUUUCCAGGGGCUGUAUAUUUUCUUGGUGUAUGGUGUUUACAACAGCGAGGUGAGAAAUGCCAUUAAAAGAAUGAAAGAAAAGAGAAAAGCUUUGUCUUUCACAAAUUGCACAAGCUCAAGACCAUCAAGUUGUCUUACUAGUCCAAAGAUGACCACCUCACUGAAUGUUGGAAAAUGCUCUGUUUCUGCACCUGAUAAGGAUACUUUGAAAUCAGCAACCAAUAAAUCAGCUUCCAGCAAAGGGGCAUCCAUGAUUUUCAACAGGGAAAAUGGAGCAGAAGAUGUGAUGUGGAUCUCAGAAAGCUUAGUUCUUGAUAAAACAGAGAUUCAGCUGACAGCAUUCAGAGUAUCAGGAUUGUGAAGCAUCAGUGCAGCAGUUCACCAAGUGACCUUUGCAAGUGAAAGAAAAUCAAUGACUGUUUCCAAAAGUUGAACUUAUGGAACUAAGAUCUUCAAUGUUCCUGCAGCAGGGACUCAGAAUCUCAAUCAAACAAGACAGCUCGCAUUUUGGAUGGAGAUCACCAAGAUACUGAUCACCAAUCCAUUGGAGUCUAUGUUUUAAAUACUAGUUUCUCUCUUUACAAUACAUUAGAUGUUAAGCACUGUGUAAUGUUGUAAUAUUGCAGCCUCAGACCAGUAAUAUCAAAAGUGAUGGGUGAAGAUAGCGUUACAUAGUACAGAAACUGUUCACAUUCUAACAAAGAGGACAGGAUCACUGUUUUCUGAAAGUGAUUUUGGACAGGAAUGAAACAAAAGACACUUUGUGAGUGAUGCCACGGUGUUGUGACUUCUGGUUUCUCAGGUUAGUUGACUGAUAGAGGAUGAUGAUUCAAAAUGAGACGAGUAAAUUUAGCCUUAGAAUUCUGUUAUUCUUGAGGUAAACAGAUUUAUAAUUAUGCCAUUAGUUAUAAUUUUCAAAAACAUUGCCUGUAUGAAGAAGGUGAAAUGGGUGAUUCUCUGCUGUCUUAUCCCACGUUGUGAUCAUCAAAGAUCAAAAAUAAAAAGCAAGUGAUGUGAA